Messenger RNA from Trichoplusia ni (cabbage looper), 2450 nucleotides. RefSeq names its product ankyrin-1-like. The transcript has 11 exons. The coding region runs from base 27 to 2450 and encodes 807 amino acids. Lineage: Eukaryota; Metazoa; Arthropoda; Insecta; Lepidoptera; Noctuidae. The record is from RefSeq and is a predicted model, not a curated record. Gene Ontology annotation, molecular function: protein binding.
ACUUCCUUCAUUUUGAAGUUAAACAAAUGAAGAAGUAUUCGAAAGACGAGUCGGACAAAAAGCCUGCAUCAUGGUACUUAGAGUUAGAAGAAAGCCGAGUGCAAAGCCAUGAGUUUAAGGAGCCCGGGAAUGAAUAUCAGAAUAAAUCAAAGAGUUUAGAACACCAGCCCGUGAUUAGUACCAAUAUCCGGAUAAACUCGAUGAAUAACACCAUGGAGUGGCUUGAAGGGACCCUGUUGAGAAGGCGGAGUGAAACACGCUAUUACAAGUACAACACGAGCCUGUUAGAAGCUAUAACUGACGGUGAUACUGCGUACAUGAACAGGAUGUUGGCAAUGGGUGCCAAUGCGAACGCAACCUGCCGUCUUAACCAGGUGUCUGCUUGCCACAUAGCGGCAACAAUCAACAACGACUCUUUGAGCUUACUCAUCAAUGCCGGAGCAAUCAGCUUGAGAUCAGACAAGUUUGGACGAACGCCACUUCAUCUGGCGGCCUGGGCAGGUCAUGUUAAGCAUAUAGCGAAUUUACUGGACUUUCCAGUCGCUUUACAAGAAAAGAUAUUAAAAAAGAUGACACCGGAAGUCUUGCAAGAAAUACGCGUAAGUAGGCUAACAGUGCCUGAAAUGAUAAACCGUCCGUGUGAGCUGAACUCUCUGUCUACGAUACCGGAUGCCUGGAGUGACGGUAUGGAACACAACUGCAGAAGUGUCAAGGAAUCUUUGCCGCUUUUCCAACCUGGUUGGACGGCAUUGCAUGCGGCGUGUGCUCGCGCUCAGUACCAAUGCGUGCAAUUGUUGCUGGCUGCCGGCGCCGAUCCAAUGAAAACUGAUGUUCUUAGUCGAACUCCGAUUGAUGUGGUCGGCUAUGACCAUUAUCUUUUGAAACAUAAAAUAGACCCAGAAGAUUUGAAGAAAACAGUAAGAAUUCUCAGAGAUGCUGGUGGCAAGUUUCAGCACUACACAGCUAGUAGAGUGAAUUCUCCUCUACAUACAGCGGUGGAUCUUAACAGUUAUGAAGCAGUCGAAGAAAUACUGGAUUCUGGUGCAAAUCCAACUGUGUGGAAUGCUAAUGGUCUUACUGCUAUGCACGAAUGUGUAAAGAAUCGGAAUAAAGAUAUUUUGCAGUUAAUAGCCAAUUAUGAGUUCGGUAACGAGGAUCCACUUAUAGCAGUAGUAGAUGCGAAAGACCGAUGGGGUUACACUGUACUUAGUGCAGCAAUAAAAGGAGGAUGGACUCAAGGAGUUUGCAUAGCUUUAGGGGCAGGAGCAAGCGUUACCAUGAAGGCUAACAACGGAGAAACACCUUUACAUUUAGCAGCAUCAUAUGGAAACUUAGAUAUUCUUCAAGAAGUGUUAAUAGUAUCAAAAUUUAAUUCGUCUCUUGAUUUUCUCAAUGACAAAGGUGAAACGGCACUUUUUGCAGCAAUAAGACAUGAUCAAAUAGACGUAGUCAAAAUGUUACUCAGUGCUGGAGCAAGAAUAGAAGAAGAGACUGCUAGGAAAGUCAACAUAUUUCAUGUCGCUGCUCAACACGGCAAUUACGAAAUACUAGAACAUUUACUUGAAUAUGAUAACCACGUCACUAGUAAAAUGAUUAAUGAACCUGACGUCACUUCUUACACACCGCUUGUCCAUGCUGUAUGGAAUAAUCAUCCCAAAUGUGUCGAACUACUUAUUUCAAAAGGCGCUGAAGUACAAGUUGAAGUGCAUAUCAGCGAGACGAAUAUAACGAGUCCAUUACAUAUAGCAGCAAGUAAAAACCACUUUGAAAUAAGCGAAAUAAUAAUAAAUAAUGAUAUCCGUACCAUUCAUAAUGUUAACACUUUAGGAUCAAUGCCAUUACAUGAAGCUUGCUGUCAUGGCAAUAGAAAUAUCGUAUCACUACUGCUUCAAAGAGGAGCAGACCUGUCAGGGCACACCGGCAAAAGUAAACUGCCGCCAAUAAACGCGCUAAUGAACAAUAUAUCGAAGCCAACGGAAUUCAUAAAAGAGAUAUUCGAUACUUGUAUUUCAAGCAACGGUCGGAACAUUCAAGAAUCGAAUUGCGAGGUGACUGUCGACUACAGAAUCCUUGUGCCUGAUGAGUCUGACUGGAAGCAAAUGAGAGUUAUUAAAGGCAUUCUCAACACAGGAAACAGACAUGAUCAAAACACGCUUCUUCUUCACCCUCUUGUACAAAGUUUUCUCUAUUUAAAAUGGAAAUCUUUACUACCGUACUUCUACACCAUACUGGUAAUGCACGCGUGCUUUGUCUUGGCCCUCAACGUAUAUGCUGUUUGCAUUUUCUUUUACAAAGAUAAAAAAAGGAUGGUACCUUGGUAUUUCAAUUCAAGUAUAUGGAGGUACAUAUUAUAUGUGGCCAUAUUCUUCAUCGCAGUUCAGGAGAUUAUAUUUAUAAAAUUCUACUUUCAUUCGGAUUUCUUCUAUUUGGUUUCGCCAUUUGCUUCAUGA